Molecule: messenger RNA, 2773 nt
Organism: Periophthalmus magnuspinnatus
Lineage: Eukaryota; Metazoa; Chordata; Actinopteri; Gobiiformes; Gobiidae
Product: solute carrier family 22 member 4-like
Exons: 12
Coding region: 57-1709 (550 amino acids)
Biological process (GO): transmembrane transport
Cellular component (GO): membrane
Molecular function (GO): transmembrane transporter activity
Source: RefSeq, a predicted model, not a curated record
CUCUGGAGUUUUACCUGCCGAACCAAUAGACUCUGAGGAACUGAUACUAACAAACGAUGAAGGACUAUGAGGAGAGCAUAGCCUUUUUGGGCCAAUGGGGCUGUUUUCAGUUUGUGAUAUUCUUCGUCCUUUGUGCCAGUAUAAUGCCCAAUGGAUUUGGGGCUUUCACUUUAGUGUUUUUAACUGAUGUACCUCCACAUCACUGCACUGUUCCUGAAGCUAAUCUGACAGAAGAGUGGCAAAAAGCAGCCAUUCCUUUAGUGGUGGUGAAUGGCGUGGAGGAGCAGAGCCGCUGCAGCAGGUACAGGCUGGAUGAGGUCUUGGAUCUGUGGGCUAAGGGCUUUGCUCCUGGAGACGUGAACCUCACCCAGCUGCAGCAGGAGCCCUGUGUGGACGGAUGGACCUACAGCAAAGACAUCUACCACUCCACUUUAGUCACUGAGUUUGACUUGGUCUGCCAUGACGAGUGGAAGCAGCCUCUUACAGCGUCAGUUUUCUACGCUGGAGUCACAGUUGGAUCCUUAUUCUCAGGGGAACUCUCAGACAAAUUUGGCAGGAAGCCCAUCCUUUUUGCUACGAUGGCUGUGCAGACGAUUUUCACCUUCAUCCAGGUGUUUGCAAACUCCUGGAUUUUGUUCACUGUUCUUCUGUUUUUUAACGGAUUGGGCCAGAUGUCCAAUUUUGUUGCCGCUUUGGUGCUUGGCGCAGAGAUCCUGACCGGUCACGCUCGAGUCAUGUAUUCGUCAGUAGCCACAAACUCGGCCUUCGCUCUGGGGUACAUGCUGUUACCCUUAUUUGCCUACUUCCUACGGGACUGGAGAGGCCUGACACUGGGGCUGUCUCUGCCGGGGCUGCUCUACGUCCCCAUGUGGUGGUUAAUCCCGGAGUCUCCUCGCUGGCUGCUCUUUCAGGGGAAGGUGAAAGAGGCUGAAGCCAUUAUAAGAAAAGCAGCUCGAUGGAACAAAAUCCCAGCUCCACAAAACAUCUUUCACCAGUUCACUAUACCAGAGAAGGAAAAAGAUAAAGCAAAGAAAAACUACAGUGUUAUAGACCUGUUUAAAACCAGCACCAUCAGGAUCACAACGUUAAACCUCUUCUUGAUAUGGUUCAUCAUGUUCCUGGCCUAUUACGCGCUGAACCUGAACACAUCGCAGCUCCACCCAAACCCAUAUUUAAGCUGUUUUAUUUCAGCUUUGGUGGAGCUCCCAGCUUACACCUGCAGCUGGCUCACCCUCAGGAAGUUCCCUCGUCGAGCUUCCAUCAUUGCUGCUUUGUGUCUGGGAGCAGCUCCACUUUACUUCAUACAGCUGAUUCCUAAAGACAUGCCGACUGUGGUCUUGGUCGUGGAGAUGACGGCCAAAUUCUGGUUCACCGCUGGAACCUGCCUGAUGUUCACCUACACCUCCGAGCUGUACCCCACCCCCCUCCGCAACACGGCCACCGGAGCCUGCUCCAUGGUGUCCCGGAUCGGCAGCUGCGUCGCCCCGUUUCUACUCAAACUCAGUGUGUUCUUAAAGUUCCUGCCUCAUAUUACGACCGCAUCACUGGCUCUCUUUGCCGCUUUUGUCACCCUCUUUAUCCCCGAGAGUUUUGGACAUCCGUUACCUGAAACUAUGGAGCAGAUGGCGACGAGAGAGAGCGUUCACUGUCCCUGCCAAAGGAGGAAAGAACCGAUUAGGACGAUGGUACCAGCUGAAGAUCCGCUUUAAAAUGAUUUGUUUGACUUUACGGUUACUUUGUACAGUUGGAACGCUGACUACACACACUAUAUUUGCUGCUACGUAGAAGGGAAAAUGACGUAAUAUUGUUCUCAGGUCCUUGUUUGGGCUAAAAAUACAGCAGACAGAACGUGGCGUGACUCGAAUUAGGGCAGAUUUUGGUGACUUUAUAGGAAAGAUGGAAUAUUAUUGACCUCAAAACGAAUCAAAAUAUAACAGAAAACGACAAAUGUGUAAAUGGAAACACGUAUUCGCCAUUUAGAAGAUGAGAUAUUUGCGUGAGGUUUGUCUAAAGCCGAAAUAUUAGUCCAUUGCUCUCGACUUCACUGAGAGGAUGAGCUCAUUUUGCGGCAGUUUUGACUAUUUUACGAUUACAAACCACUUCGAAUCGGUCGUCUUUCAAAACAGCUUUUUAAUCUUUAGUCUCGACUCGCUCUAGAUCCAUCGUAAAACGCGAAGUAAAAUCUGUCAACUGGACAAAAAAGUUGUAGGAGUGAAGACGUUUGCCCGUUUCGUACACGUCUAAACGGUUAAACGGUCACAUUUUUAGCGCUUUACGUCCAGGAACACGCCGCGAAUCGCACCGUCAACCUGUGAUGUUUAUGUCGAGAGCGGGAUUCGAACCGCCGACCUUCAGCUCGGUGGACGCUAAACCAACCGAGCAACUGUCGCCCGUGUAAAUACUUUCUAAUGGACUCUCUACACACAAAGACUACGCUGCCUGCCACGCACAAAAACACGCAAGUAGCUCCUGAAGGAUAAACGACACGUGCCACAUCGUGUUUUUUUGGCGCCUACUGACUUUUUAUUUCUUGAUUUAGCCGUUACAAAACCUCCAAUGUUCAUCCAGACCUCGAAAACCACUGCUCACAAACGCACAAAAACGUACUCAGGCCAAAGUUUACACAUUUUCUGGAAUGUAGCAAAUACUCAGGUGUUUUUUGUUUUGUUUUUUGAGCUUGUUUACAUGUGACCUACUUAGCCUGGGUGAUUUAUCUGAGCAAACCGGGACAGUACUUUUUAUUGUGUACACAGGGGACAUGGGGGUGGCUGAG